AAACUAAACGGGUCAAGUAAUAUGGUCCAAGCACCUAAACGGGUAAAAACAGAUCCAACAGUACACCGCAUAUUCAGGAUUUUAGGGUUCAUAACAUAUUUUCCAGAAUUCUACAAAAUCCCGCAAUCUCAAUACACAAACGUGAAUCUAACAAUGCAUAUCACUUUAAUAUCAAUAUCUUCAAUUUAUUCCAUGGUAAAUCAAAAUCCAGAAACCAGAACAGGAAAGAAAAAGGAAAUCAAUGGCGGAGUUCUGAGGAAAACAGGUCCGGAUCCGAUCAGAGGGAUCCCACCCACGGCACCAGACUCCGAACAUCACCUUCACUGCCUUCCCCAUCUUCCUUCUGUUUAAGGUUUAUACCUAGGGAAGCAAACAGACGCCUGGAACAGAUGCCGAUCUCCUCCCUCUGCUCUUCUACCUUCCCACAGCGAAAAUAGCAAAGCCCUACUUCAUGGUCGCCUAAAUCUCGCCGAAAGUAUGCCGGAAAUCGCCCUUUUGCUCUCCCCCACUCUACCGUUGCUGUUUCUGCAGAAAUCACAGAGAGCGCAAGCUGGUAAUUUCUGGGAUUUUUAUCACUUUUGUGCGGCUGUCCCAGAGAUGAAGGACAUGAGGUUUUCUGUGGUUUUGAGUAGAGGGAGUGGCUGUUUGGGGGUAAUCAGUGAAGAUGAUGCGAUCGGAAAGAUGGCCGGCGAAGCCGGUGACCAGAUGAGACGAAAAUCGGGGAUCUUGAAAAGUGGGGACGGUUGGAGAAAAGAAGAAUUUUUCUGCGUGGUUGCCUCCCUUUUCCGAAUUCCCUCUUGCGUGCGGCUAGGGCUAAUUUUUUUUUUUUUUUAAUGAAGCUUUUUUUGGGUCCGAAUGGACCAGACAUCUGCCUGGGCCGAAAUAAAGACCCGCUGAAUUU
This is a messenger RNA of Rubroshorea leprosula, 901 nucleotides long. Lineage: Eukaryota; Viridiplantae; Streptophyta; Magnoliopsida; Malvales; Dipterocarpaceae. The record is from the annotation of a GenBank genome assembly.